GUGAGUUCACUGCAUUCGGAAACUUCAGCAAUAAGAGGUGAUAGUUUCGACUAGUCUUUACUUUACCACACAAGAGGAAAAAAUAACACACUUAGAAAGAAAAGAAAAAACAACAGCAAACAGCAAAUAAUAGCACAUCAUAUUUUUAGUCAACGAUGGAAGCUGUUACCAGUUCUCUAAAUAAAAGCAUUCAUGUUAAGAAUCCUCCAACAAGUUGGCAGACAGAAGAGGAUAUUUACAAAGAAGUUCAACAAGAUGCUGAAGAUACAUGUCUUUUAUGGAAUUACCAAUCUUUGGAAGUUCCCGACAUUUUAUCAAGCAUUAAUGAAGAAAUUCCACGACAAUGUUACAAAGCAUUGCAGUAUUCAUUAUUCGAAACCGGUUUCCCAGAGACGCAAGACAGAACAUCCAAAGUUAAGGCUCUCUCCCAUCAACAGGUUUCAAUCACCGUUUUAUCAUCUCCUGUUGAAUGUCUGAGUGUUUUGUUAGAAGGAGGCGAACAAUGUCCUGGAAAUAUGCUCCUGGUUCUCUCAGAUUCCUGGCUUAGCAAGGAACCAUCUUCUACACAAAGUUGCAAAUUCUCUUUGUACGUCAACAAGGCCAUAGCUUUCUAUAAAGGGGGCUACAGUUUCCUAGAGACGUAUCAACCGCCACGUCGUGUGACUUACUUUGUCAAUUUCUUCACGGCCAACUGCACUGGAAAUGCACACACGGAAGGCGAACACCUUGAACAAAACUUGGACUGUCCUAUGAGUAGUUCAUUGAAGCUGUUGAGUUAUACCGAUAACAAACUGUUGACUCGAACAUUGGCUGCCCAGGCUGGUGUACCUUAUCCAACCACACUGGCGUUUAUAAAACAUUCUAACGUCGUAUUGGAUACGAGAGGGCUACAGAUCACUGUCCAAGUCAUACCAGAAAACAUUUCCGACAAACAACUGCAGUUGACCUUCAAGGAUAAAAUCGAAACGUUUUUAGCCACCCACAGUUUCAAUAAGCUUGUUAUAAAACCCUCCGGUCCUUCGUGGUUUGGAAGCAAACUGGUGUCUUUCAAUAAACCCAUUGUGGAAGAAUUAGUGGAAACAGCAGUUUCAGUUUACCACAGAUUAGAAGAAGGUGAUGCAGUAAUUUUAGAAGAAUGCAUUGACAACUUACCUGUUACUGAAGAUUACAACUUUCGUGUUAGAACAACAGUAUGUCGAACAUCAGAUGACCUUCCACAUGUGUCAAAGAUUGUCUGUGGCAUUUCCAAGUCAAUAAACCAAGACUAUAUUGUCCCACAGUCAUUGAAAGCAUCUCUCAAAACUUGGCAUGUCUCAGAAGAAAAUAUAAAAGUCAUCAAGAACAAGCUGAUCAGCAUGUCUGAACGGACUCUGAAAGCCAUCAUGUCCUUUGAGGACACACUUAACGAAGACGAACGAGGUGGAAUUGGUGCUCAGACAGAUAUAAUUGGACUUGACUUUUUAGUGCAGAAAACUCAGUCAGAAUUCAAACCUGUGUUAAUUGAAGUGAAUGGACGUGAUUGCCUGAAAAACUGCCAAAUUAAUGAAUUCAUCAAUAGAGACAAACUUGGAGAAGUUGUCAAAGAACUGGUGAAUACCAUGAUUUCAAGAUCCGAACGUUUUCUGGUGAAAGGUAAAACUGUUCUUUUCAUCGGUGAUGGAGGGUACGGAAAACGGUUUACUUUGAAGGACACCAGAGGCUACGGAAUUAAGAUUGUGUUGGUAAAUGCAGAAAAACCUAAAAACUUGAGUCAAGAUAUCACUUUCGUACCACAUGAUCUGACUGACUUAAAGCGGACGUAUAAAAAUGCCACCGAAAUUAUUGCCAAGCUUCAAGCUAGAGGUAUAACAAUUGAUGGCUGUAUUACUUUCUGGGAUGAAAAUGUCUGUCUUGUGGCAGCGAUAUGCGAACUUUUGAACCUAACAGGAUCAAAUUAUAAAGCAUACACCAUUGCAAAAAAUAAAUACCUUACUUUUAAAUGGCUACAGAAGCGAAAGGGAGAUAUUCCUCAUUGGCCACGUACGUUUUUGUAUUCUUCAAACGUUUAUGAAAUUAACACACAGUCUGAUAUCUCCAAAAUCUUCCAAAACAACAAGCCUUCCUUACCUUUGGUAUUAAAAUUUGAAUACGGAUCAGGUGCAAUUGGUGUUAAACUUGUGCAAAACGAAGAAGAGUGCCAACAGUAUUAUCAACAGUUAUCGGACUUAGAAAUGCCUGGUGUUGGUCUAUCUUUAGGUCGUUCUUUUAUAUUGAUGGAUUACUUACAAGGCACCGAACAUGAUGUGGAUAUCAUAAUAUAUAAGCGUAAAUUAAUCGCAGCUUUUGUGUCGGAUAACGGUCCAACCAGGUUACCCAAUUUCAUAGAAACGGCAGCUCUUUUGCCUUCGAUUCUUUCAGAUGAAAAGCAGAACCAACUGAUCGUUGCUGCUUACCAAUGUUGUCUUGAAAUCGGUUUAGAAAGCGGCGUUUUUAACGUGGAAAUGAUUAUGUCAGUGACGGGACCAAAACUUUGUGAGAUUAAUUCACGAAUGGGUGGAGCCUAUCUGAGGGACUGGAUUAAAUUGUGUUAUGGAGUUGAUAUUAUGUUUUGCGACUUAUUAAUAUCUCUGGGUAUCGAACCACAUGUAAAAUGUAAAUAUAGUCAAACGUAUUUAGCGGGGAUUAUAUGCUUGGCUUCAGAGCAUGCUGAUAUUUUCAAAGAUGAGCAAAAAAUGAAUUUAAUUCGAGCCAAACAUGAAUCCAAGCAAAUACAAUACAAUCAAUUUCUUGAAAAGCUUCAUUUAGAAUAUGAAGAAGAGCUAUACUUUGCAAGUAUAGCAGUAAUUGAGCCUGAUCCAAUAACUGCUAAAAGGUCAUUGAUAAAAAUCUCAGAAGAACUUGGUAUUAAAACCGAUUCAUACAAUGUUGAACAAUUCCUUAAAUUCAUUCCAAAUGAGACACAAGAAUAGGGUGAAGUCUGGGAGUUAUUUUUUUAUGUGUGUCUUUAUAUAUGUGUUGGGGAGAUAUGGAAAGUUGAUACAUCUUUAAUUUCUUUUCUAAAGGGAGUUAUUGUUUUUUAGCCCCAAGUCAACAUUGAUCCAAGCUGUGGCCAUCUCAUCUUUUCUAUAUCCAUCUCGUCACCUGGACCUCCUCGAACAGGUUCAGAAACAAGUCUGUAAUUUGAUUGGUUCCCCCCUCUUCCUCUCUUAGUCUGUAAUUUGAUUGGUCCCUUGUCACAGUGACAUGACAACUUAGUCUUUUCUAUCUCUCCUACCACAGGAUGUGCUCAGAUGAAUUUUCUUAGUCCUAGAUCACAUUGUGCCAUAUCACCUGACUCGUAACUCACAGCAUCUUCAUUCAAAUUCUGUGACGCUUCCACGAAUAAGUAAGUCUUUCUAUAGUUGAAGCUUUUAUCCUCGAACUACCAGAAUUUGGAACUCUAUUCCAUCUCAUUUUCUCCCUCCUUAGUCCCUUACACUAAGUGGCUUUCCGCCUUGUUUGGGACUUUGUAAGAAUAAAAGAAAAACAGAAUAUCUCUGAUUGCAAUUAUCAAAAUUGAUAUCUUCUGAGAGAGAGAGACAGAGAGAGGGUGAUAGGGCAGUAGAAUCCUUUUCAUAUAAAUGAACCCCUUUUCAUAUAAAUGAAUUUUUUCAUGAUCCCCAGGCCUGUUUACUCAUUAAGCUAAUUUUAUUAACAAACAAGUUUAUAUUCUAUUUGAGAGAUUGGAUCAAGUUCUGUUAUGGAGUUGAUAUUAUGUUUUGUGCCUUAUUAAUAUCUCUGGGUAUUGAACCACAUGUAAAAUGUAAAUAUAAUCAAACCUGUUUAGCAGGGAUCAUGUGUUUGGCCUCAGAGCAUGCUCAUAUUUUCAAAGACAAACAAAAGAUGAAUUUAAUACGAGGGAAAUACAAUUCAACCAAUGUUUUGAAAAGCCUUUUGCAGAAGAUGCAGAUGAGAGACCUUUUUCAAAUAAAGCUGUAACUGAACCUGAUCAAGAAACUGCUAAAAGGUCAUUGAUAAAACCCUCAAAACUUGGCAUUAAAACUGAUUCAUACAAUGUUGAACAAUUCCUUAAAUUCAUUCCAAAUGAGACAAAAGAAUAGGGUGAAGUCUGGGGGUUAUUGUUGUUUUAUGUGUGUGUAUGUAUAUAUGUGUUGGGAAGAUAUGGACAGUUUAUUCAUCUUUUGAUUUCUUUUCCAAAGGGAGUUAUUGUUUUUUAGCCCCAAGUCAACAUUGAUCCAAGCUGUGGCCAUCUCAUCUUUUCUAUAUCCUUCUUGUCACUUAGAUCUCCUCGAAUGGGUUCAAAGCAAGUCUGUAAUUUGAUUGGUCUUUCUCUUUCUCUCUUUCUUAUUCUGUAAUUUGAUUGGUCCUUUGUCACAGUGACAUGACGUCUUAGUCUUUUCUAUCUCUCCUACCACAGUAAGUGCUCAAAUGAAUUUUCUUAGUUCUAGAACACCUUAUGCCAUCUCACCUGACUCAUAACUCAGUGUCUCCAUCCAAAUGCUGUCGUGCUUCCGCAAAUAAGGAAGUCUUUCUACAGUUGUGGCUUUUUCCCUUGAAAAGCCAGAAUUUGGAGCUCUCUUCCAUCUCAUUUUCUCCCUUCUUGUGACCUGAACUCUUUCAAGUCUAAACUAAAUUCAUUCUUUGUGUCUUAAUUACUCCUUCGUAGUCCCUUACACUCUGUGGCUUUUCACCUUGUUUGGGACUUUAUAAAAAUAAAGGAGAAACAGAAUAAUCCUGAUUACAUUAUCCAAUGUGACAUCUUCUGAGAGAGAGAGAGUAGGGCAGUAGAUCCCUUUUCAUAUAAAUGAAUCCCUUUUCCAUAAAUGAAUUUUCUCGCAAUCCCUGUGCCUAUUUACACAAUAAGCUGAUUUUAUUAACAAACAUCAAACUUACUUCAGACAGCUAAAGAAUACCUAAGCUGAGAUGUAAAACAGAAACCACAUUUUCCCACAUUCACAAAGAAGUUCUCGGCCUAUUGUUUUAGCUUGCCUGCACCGAGUAAUUAACGAGAAAAAGUAUAUUUGUUAAAGAUUGUAACAACUUGCAUUAUAAUCAUCUUCAACAUUGUAACAACAUAAUAAUCAAUCUUAAUAAAUGACCUUAUUAAUAAUCAA
Octopus sinensis (East Asian common octopus) is the source of this 5093-nucleotide messenger RNA. RefSeq names its product carnosine synthase 1-like. The coding region runs from base 156 to 2948 and encodes 930 amino acids. The transcript has 9 exons. Gene Ontology annotation, biological process: carnosine biosynthetic process. Gene Ontology annotation, molecular function: carnosine synthase activity; ATP binding; ATP hydrolysis activity. NCBI's taxonomy places the organism in Eukaryota, Metazoa, Mollusca, Cephalopoda, Octopoda, Octopodidae. The record is from RefSeq and is a predicted model, not a curated record.